GCAAAUGUUAUUCUGGGAAGCCUAAAAUGAGCCGUUUAAGCGUCUGCCUGAUGGAUGGUUUAUCUAUCGCUGGCUCCCUCGCUUCCCGCUUUGGACUCAGCAGCAAAUCUAUUAGGUGAAAUUCCAAACCGGUACUCAAAAUUCAUCUGCGGUCCAACUUUUGUGAUCAAAAUGCCUUCUGAUACCUCAGGUUUUUGUCUCUGCGGCGCUUCUGCCUACUCGUAUACAGAUGAGCCGGUCAUGAGGGCUCUCUGCUACUGCACCCCUUGCCGUAAAGUAUCUGGAGGAACCAAUACUGUCACCUUUGCCGUCCCCGAGGAAAAGUUCACCGUCACAAAAGGUCAACCCAAAUCAUAUGCAGUAAAUCACGAGUACGGAAUGGCGCUCAUCAUGUUCUUUUGCCCCGAUUGCGGCACUACCUUAUGGAUGGAGGCUACGGCGCCGCAGUUCAAGGGCCUAAAGCUAAUCCAGGCUGGAACAUUGACGGAUGCGAAGAAACUGAAUGACAAGGUGGAUGCGGAGUUUUAUGUUCUAGAGAGGGCCUCAUGGCUGGUUCCAAUUGAAAAUGCGGCUCAGAGCAAGGACUUUGAGGCUGGGUAGUCUUUGCUCGACAACUUGAAUUACAAGCGUUUUACUAGAGACACACACGGGCUUGACCAGUUGAAGUGUUUCGUCGAAGGCUUGUUCGAGACGCGUUGGUGUUGAUGAAUCGGAAGUCGGGAACGACUAGUAAUUGCUCUGAAAGGGAGAGCUUAACAAAUUCCAGUUCUCAUACCUUUGAAAUUUU
This is a messenger RNA of Fusarium oxysporum Fo47, 787 nucleotides long. RefSeq names its product Mss4-like protein. The transcript has 2 exons. The record is from RefSeq and is a predicted model, not a curated record. Gene Ontology annotation, molecular function: carbon-sulfur lyase activity. Lineage: Eukaryota; Fungi; Ascomycota; Sordariomycetes; Hypocreales; Nectriaceae. Bases 55 to 600 code for a protein of 181 amino acids.